ACUCACUUCACCGAAAUUGUUCAUCUCAAACAACAGUUCACUCGGGCAAAAGCAUCCAUAGCGCGCGUUGGCGUUGGUUAUAGAACGUCCAUAUGCAUAAGGACCUGGUCGUUCCCAUUAUCGGAAUUCCAGGAGUAUACAACCCCCUGCUUCGCGCCACAUGUGAAACCUUCUAACAAGUCGUCUCUAUGGUUCUCAUUUCACUCUACCAAGCCCUUAAGUCAGAUUCUUUAUUCUUUUGAACUCAGAGUGCUGGUACAUUCCUUGGCAAAUUGAUAUUCCACCAAUUCGAGAACUCAUUUGAACUUGAACCCUGUUUAGCACGUUCGUAGAUGGCGCCGACACAACACUAUGGUGGAUCGACAUGAUCUUCGUCUUCCCGGAUGUUACUGUAAAAGGCCAAAGUGCGGCUCUUGGUAGACAUGGGUAGGGCUUCGAGUAAGUUAAUAUAAGGAGGGCAAGUGUUCUCUCGACCUGAUUCCAUCUCUCUUGAUUUAUCAGACUAAUCACGAGUCUUCGUUCAUUCUCUUGAAGUUAUCUUCGUCACAUUCAUUCCUCUAAGCUGCUUUCAUACUUGACUUGAAGUCAAUUCACAUUCGUUACUGCAAGUCGGCCUUCACCAGCAGUCUAUAUUCACAUAUCGUAUAUACCUAAAUAACCAAGUUCCAAUAUGCCUUCUGCACUUACGUCUAGCUUAUUGGCUGCCAUUGCCGGUGCCGUUUCUGUUUCUGCCCAUGGUCAUGUUACGACUGUGACUAUCGACGGCAAAUCCUACCAAGGAUUCGAUCCUACCUCUGCACCUUUCGGACCUCAGCCGGACAGUAUUACGUGGAGCAAUGGGGCUAAAGACAACGGCUUCGUGCUCUCAUCGGCGCUUCAAGAUCCCGAUAUCAUCUGUCACUUGGAUGCUACCAAUGCUGCUUUGUCUGCACCUGUCGCCGCCGGUGGCGAGGUCUCACUCACUUGGAACCAAUGGGCAGAGUCUCAUAAAGGACCGGUUAUUGACUACCUGGCAGACUGCGGUGGUGACUGUUCAACUGUCGACAAGACAACUCUCAAGUGGUUCAAGAUAGCCGAGGCAGGCCAGCUCGAGUUGGGUGCCGGCAGUGGCUCAAUCGGCAGGUGGGCUGAUGACGUGUUAAUUCAGGAUAGCCUUACUUGGAAGGUUACCAUUCCCAGCUCACUUAAGUCUGGAAACUACGUUCUUCGUCACGAGCUCAUUGCUCUACACGAGGCUGGCACCGAAGGAAAAGCGCAGAUGUACCCCCAGUGUAUCAACCUCCAGGUCUCUGGGUCCGGUACCCAGUCUCCGGAUGGUGUCGUCGGUACACAGCUCUACACUGCUACCGACCCCGGAAUCUUACACAACAUCUACAAUGACGAAAAGCUUUCGUCGGUUGCUGAUUACAAGAUUCCCGGUCCUACUUUGGUGAAGUUUGAUGGAUCGUCAUCUUCAAACAACGAUAAUGCUUCUUCGCCUUCUGCUCCUGCUCCUGCUCCUACGAGCACAACCACGACUCCUGCUCAACCCACCACCACCACCGUUCCUACUGCUACUUCCCCUAUCGCUAGUAGCACCUCUGCUGCCGUCAACACCCAGCCGGCUGCCAGCUCGCCAGCUACGACGACGCCGAAGAAGACUUGCUCCCGCAAGCGUCAUGCUCGACGCCACGCACGUCAGCUCAAGAACCUAUAAGAAGGGAGAAUAUAGGUAAUACUAGGGGCCAUUUAAGCAGAUGGAAACCGGGGGUUUGAUUCACUGUAUAUAUACUCAUGCUGUAGUGAAAUUACGAGAUCUCGAGAUAGCGUCUUAAUUCAACCGAAAAUGAA
This is a messenger RNA of Daldinia decipiens, 1830 nucleotides long. Its product is annotated as lytic polysaccharide monooxygenase. The transcript has a single exon. Lineage: Eukaryota; Fungi; Ascomycota; Sordariomycetes; Xylariales; Hypoxylaceae. The coding region runs from base 671 to 1696 and encodes 341 amino acids. The record is from RefSeq and is a predicted model, not a curated record.